UCAAGUCCCCCUGGGCUUAUUCAGCCACACAGAGACACGGUGCUGCUGUUUCCUGUCAGAUGCCCCAAGUGCCUGAGACUAUCUAUCAGCUGACAGUGGUGGUAGGGUUAACCAGUGACUUGGGGGAAAAAAAGAACAGGCAACGUGGGCGGUGCGCGCUCCAGGGACGCGUGCGCGCGCCCAGCAUUCCGCGCGAGCCAGAGGAAGGCAGAGGGAACGCGAGCGAGCAGACAGCAAGCCCUGCCCAGCGAGCGAGUCUCUGUGAGCGAGCUGAGCUAGCAAGCGAGAGAGCGAGUGAGCGAGCGCCGGUGGAGCCCGCGUGGAGGGAGCCGCCGAUCCAUCCCGCAACAUGAACACCCUGCUCUCGCGGGCGAACUCGCUGUUCGCCUUCACGCUGAGCGUCAUGGCGGCGCUCACCUUGGGCUGCAUCCUCACCACCGCCUUCAAAGACAGAAGCGCGCCAGUGAGCCUGAAAGUCUCCAGGGUCCUGCUCAAAAAAGUGGAGGACUUCACCGGACCCAGGAAAAGAAGCGACCUGGGCUUCAUCACGUUCCACAUCUCUGCGGAUUUGGAGAAGACUUUCGACUGGAACGUCAAGCAGCUCUUCCUUUACCUCUCGGCAGAAUAUUCCACGAAAAGCAACGCUGUGAACCAGGUGGUCCUGUGGGACAAGAUCCUUCUGCGAGGAGAGAACCCCAAGCUGGAUCUGAAAGAUGUCAAAAGCAAGUAUUUUUUCUUUGACGACGGGCACGGUCUCAAGGGAAACAGGAAUGUCACUUUGACUCUGUCCUGGCAAGUUAUACCGAUUGCUGGCAUUCUGCCUCUUGUGACUGGAUCUGGACGCGUGUCUGUCCCAUUUCCAGAUUCGUAUGAAAUAGCCACGGCUUUCUGAAGAACUCUCUCUGCAUCUGUUGAAGGACAUAUGUGUGCUUAUGGAAACAUAUUUCCUUCAUCUUUUCCCUCACGUCUUGCUGACUUUUGUGUUUUGUUUAUUUUAAAACGUGCUGGGUUUGUGUCUGGGACUGGCUGAAGUCCUCAUCCUCAUGCUUCCAUUUACCUAACACAGAGACUGCAUUCAUGGAUCUUCCUGGUGUGAAAAAUGGUUGUUACGUUUCCUUUGGUAUAAGAAUCAACAUGAAAUUGUAUAGUUGGAGGAGAGGGGUUGAUAAAGUAGUUAGUGUACAAACAGCAACAACAACAGAAGUUCACCAGAGCAGAACAUUAUCAGACAAUUGCAUAUGGCUUGAAAAGAAAGCACAGUUUUGUCAUAGUCACUGUGUUAUUCUGUGUGUAAUAUAAAAUGUGUUUGGAGAGAAUUUAAAAAUUUGAUGUAUGGGUGUUGUCAUAAUAACUUCAUGUUUUAUUCCUGACAUUCCUUGUAGGUUCCCGAUGAAUGCCGUUUUCAUAUAUCUUCUAGGAUGUAUUUGAUCGCUAGGAAAAUUGUGAUUUGCUUCUUAGAAGUUUGACAUACAAAAUUCGUAAAUAGGUAUGAGAAUGAGAAUUUGCCCCCAUUUCAGAAAUCUGAAUGCUUGUCUUUCUUGCCAGCAAACGUGUCCACUUGAAUAGUGAAUGCCUCCUUAGUCUGAAAACAAUUGUAACUCAGUUCAUAUCUCCCCCAUAUCAAAUGUGUGUCUCACAGUGUUUUCUCUACAAAGAUUGCUGUGCGCUGUAUCUUUGCAAAAAUGUCUUAGCACUGUUACUGACAUUUGAAAAUGUUGGCAUGCUUAACAUGUGCUGAGUAUGUUCUAGUAUGUUUAAUACCCUUAAAUAAAUCCUUACUGCUUAAAACUGU
This is a messenger RNA of Alexandromys fortis (reed vole), 1792 nucleotides long. Its product is annotated as signal peptidase complex subunit 3. Gene Ontology annotation, biological process: protein targeting to ER. The transcript has a single exon. The record is from RefSeq and is a predicted model, not a curated record. The coding region runs from base 350 to 892 and encodes 180 amino acids. Lineage: Eukaryota; Metazoa; Chordata; Mammalia; Rodentia; Cricetidae. Gene Ontology annotation, cellular component: signal peptidase complex; membrane.